Messenger RNA from Effrenium voratum, 2250 nucleotides. The record is from the annotation of a GenBank genome assembly. NCBI's taxonomy places the organism in Eukaryota, Dinophyceae, Suessiales, Symbiodiniaceae.
AUGCCAUCUGCAAUGGCUGAGCUCUGUGCUGGCCUGCGCCGCAUGCUGGCUGCUCUGGCGCCGCGCGCAGGCCCAUCGAGUGCGCCAAUUGCGCCAAAGGCUGUGACGGAGGUCCCAGCCCCGCCUCUCCCGGCGCUGACCCAAAUCCAGGAGGAGUUUGAGGUGGCCUACAUGGACGCCCAGUUGGAGGUUUCGGAGAAGGUCAAGCAUUACAAAGGUUUGAAUGGCGGCGGGAAUCUGAUCAGAUUUCAAGAGAUCGAUAUUCGCAACUUGUGGAAUGUUCGAAUUAAGACGGCUGAGCUGCAGAGGCGGCAGGCCGAGAAAGAAGCAGAAGAGCGGCGCGCGCAGGCUUGUGUGGAGCACGGCGUGGCGCCUGCAGAUGAGGAGCCGGUUCACAAUGUCCAGCUCUGGGAGCCGCGCUCUCAGGACUACAUUGUCUACUCACAGCUGGCGCUGCACACUUGUUUUGCAUCCCCUUCGCAGAGGAUUGAGGACCUGUACAUCACAGAGGACACCGCCCGCGAGUGGGCGUCUGAAUUGGGCGCGGUGAUGGUGGGGGAGAUGGACAUUCUGGGAGGUGUCAGUCCAGGUAGUCCGAAGGCAGACAAGUCUAUCAGCCUGGAGGCUUCGGAUGUGGAUGUGCAUCCCCUCCGGCAGCUGUGUACGCCAAUGGAGGUGCCAUUGUCACUCUUGCCAUCCACCUUCAUUCCGCGGAUGUUGGCCUGCCCGGAAACGCUAUUGCAACGCUCGCUGAAGAUGAAGAAUGACUACAAAUUGAGUCGGCAGCUUCUCCGGCACUUUCCAAGGCUGCGAGGCGGGCAGAUUGAAGCUGCAGUACAAAUGGCCGAGCAGUUCAAGGACCUGCGGCGGAUGCUGGAUACACACGGCCCAGUGGCACUCCUGAAGGAGACCAAGGAGCCAGAUGCGGAUGUCGACAACGACAAGGUGGUGAGCGAUGCCAGGCUGCAAGUGCAGCUGGGCGGCGACUUGGAGGCAUCCUUGAAGGAUCUCGCCUCCAUACCUUGUGAACAAGGUUCUGUGGAGGCUUUUGACUUGCGGAGUUUGUCGCGGCCGCUGCUGGCCUUCUACAUCCUGGUGGACUUAGCUGUCUCAGCAGCGCCCUUCAGCCAGAUGAGCACCUUCUUGCUCAAGAAGGCAACACCCUGGCUGUCGGGUGAGGCGGAGGCUGGCACGGAGUCGGUGCCGCUGGCGAUGCAAAGCUUCUUCCAGAAUUGGGUGGAGCGACUGUGUGUUCUGGUGGAAGUACGACCGGAGCUACGAGACCGCGCGUCCCUGGCCUCCAUCAUCUUGGGCAUCGAGACGCUGCCGUCGGAGCCGGCGCUGCUCAAGUCGCACCUGAAUCGGCUGCACACGCAAAGACAUGCUAUUUUGUCUUUGGUGGAGAGCGUGGAUUUGGUGAAGAAAGGACAGACGUCAGCAUCACAGCGGACGUUGGUUGACUUUCUCUCCACCGCAAUCACAUCCUUCAACCGGGAGGAGGAGGACGGCUCGAAGGUGCCUGUUGCAGAAGGAGACCGUGAGGAGGCCGUGCAAAUCUCCGAGGGCCUGGGGUCUUCAAGGUACCUGCUCCGCUUCUUGGAGUACCUUGCGCGAGUGGCAGACCUCAUGCACUCUGCGUCACAGGAUGCUGGCACGCGAAAGCCGAAGAAAGCAGUGGAGGCUCAGCAGAAGCGGGAAAGUCGGGAAAGCAUUACAGUGACGUUUGAGAGCGUCGAUGUGCCAGAGCCGGGUGAAGAGACCGCCGAGGAGGCAGGCGUCACCAAGCUCUUUGACGUGCUGGCAGAGCCGCCCAAGGGUAUCAUGGCUCGACUGCUCUUCGAGUUGGGCGGUCAUCGCCAGGCGCUCGCCCUUUCCGAGAUCAUGAGCAUUGACAUCGUGGAGGUCAUUGUGAACUCCUCCUUCAAGUGGACGGACGGAGCUUCCGAUAGCCCCAGCCAGUAUCCAAUGUCUAUGGAGGUGGUGCAAUACCUGGCGCAGCACGAGCGAGCGCUGCCUCAGGUGCGAUGCACCGAGGCACCCCUUCUGGCCACGCUGGCGUGCCUGGAGUGCCGGGGUCACAAGUGGCCCUCCUGGCCCAUGCUGUGCUUCGCCAAGGAGAAGAGCCAGUUCUUCCCGGCCUUGCAUCGCUGGGUGGAGGAGAACGCUGGCACGCCUUGCGGGCAAUCCAAUGGGCCAAAGCACGCUCUGAGGGGAAAGAGGCUGGAAGCCUUCCUCCUUCCUUGCUGGUGA